This is a messenger RNA of Coturnix japonica (Japanese quail), 591 nucleotides long. RefSeq names its product RNA polymerase II subunit D (gene POLR2D). Gene Ontology annotation, biological process: DNA-templated transcription initiation. Gene Ontology annotation, cellular component: RNA polymerase complex. Lineage: Eukaryota; Metazoa; Chordata; Aves; Galliformes; Phasianidae. Gene Ontology annotation, molecular function: nucleotide binding. The record is from RefSeq and is a predicted model, not a curated record.
GGGCACUCACAGCGCUGCGCUUCCGGGCGCCAUGUCUUCCAGUUCCGGGUGAGCAAUGGCGGCGGGCGGCAGCGACCCGCGCACUGCGGAUGUGGAGGAGGACGCCUCGCAGCUCGUCUUCCCCAAAGAAUUCGAAACGGCAGAAACCCUGCUGAACUCAGAGGUCCAUAUGCUUCUGGAGCAUCGCAAGCAGCAGAACGAGAGCGCGGAGGAUGAGCAGGAGCUGUCCGAAGUCUUCAUGAAAACCCUGAAUUACACAGCGCGGUUCAGCCGCUUCAAGAACAGGGAGACCAUCGCCAGCGUCCGCAGCUUGCUGCUCCAGAAGAAGCUCCAUAAGUUUGAACUGGCGUGUUUAGCCAAUUUAUGCCCUGAGACUGCUGAGGAAGCCAAAGCUUUGAUUCCCAGCCUCGAGGGCCGGUUUGAAGAUGAGGAAUUACAGCAGAUUCUUGACGAUAUUCAGACCAAACGCAGCUUCCAGUACUGAAGCUGAGCACCAAAAGCUGCCCUGAUACGCUCAGUUGUUUUGUAUUAUUCCCCUUAGCGUAAAUUAAAAAAGAUGUUUCUAAGAUAUUAAAAGAUAUUUCUAAUUAA